AUGCCCCCAUGGGGCCACCCUCGAAGCGCCAACGCCCGCCCGUUCGGGCGCGCCGCUGACUCCAACCCCGACGACGCGGCCGUGCGGCGACUCGCGUCAUACGUCGAGGAGCACGCCGACGAGCUCGAAUCCCAGCGGGUCGCCCUGGUUGCCGCUGCUGAGCGGGAGUACGACUCGCUGUUGCAGGCGUGCCGCGUGCCACUUACAAGGGCGCAGUGGGCCCAGUGGCUGGACGAGAACAUGGAGCAGUUCGCGGAGAAGAUGGAGUCCGCACCGGGCCGCCGCCGCGCCCGGAACCAGCGCCUGCGCGCCCGGCAUGGCCUGCCAGCGCCCGCCGCCCGCCUGGGGCCAGAGGGCGACCAGUGGAGGCCUUGCGCGACGCAGUGGGGGGCCAUCCUGGAGCGCCGUUCGGGGUGGCACGGCAUCCGCGUGCACCCGGACAGGAAGCACAUGUUAUUUUUGUACACCCUGGCUGGGAGAACGUACGCCAUCGACGUGGAGCCAUUUUCGACGGGGGCCCUGUUGAAGUACAAUAUCUUUGAGGAUUUUGAUGUGGCAGCAGCUAUCCGCCCGCUGGCUGUCCUCGAGGACGUUUUCACCGACGCUGCGGUGCGCGGGGUCUUUGGGUUUCGCAUGCGAGGGGGCCCCGCGCCUGGCGGGGGCCUGCUCCUUGCCGCCGAGGCGGGCCGCCGCCUCACCGAGCAAUUGCCCCGCCCGCGGCGCGCUGCGGAGCCCAGCGACGACGACGCGAGCGAUGGCUCGGGCUCGGAGGGUUCUGCGAUUCAGAAAGGGUUGGGCGGCGACGGCGGUUCUUCCGAGGACGACGUCUCAGGCCUGUCCGAUUCAUCCAGGGUCGUGGACACGGACGCAGAUUCCGCGCUCGAGGGAAGCAGCGUCGAGUCGGACUCGGCGCCCGAAUCUGGCGGCGAGCCCGCCAACAGCGACGCCCCCCUGGCGGUCCACCUCAGAGACCUACCGGGCCUCGGCCCCGAGGAGGGGGGAUGGGGCAAGAACAGAAGUAAGACAUUGACCCCCGCACAUUACGGGGAGAGCCGCGCCAAUCCUGUGCGGUCGAUCAUCACGCUCCGGUCCUGGAUGCGGCGGCGCGCUGGCGCCAACGGAUGGUCGGCCGCGCACCCAGGGCGGGCCCGCGAGUUCGCGGAGGAGGCUGCGCGAUUGCAGCGGGAGAUCCAGGACCUGCAGCCGCAGGCCGGCGGUUUGCUGGGAAAUGCCAAGGCGGACGCGCUGAUCCGCCAGUGGGUGCCUGGCAUAGUGGCCAACCUCUGA
Messenger RNA from Prorocentrum cordatum, 1287 nucleotides. Lineage: Eukaryota; Dinophyceae; Prorocentrales; Prorocentraceae. The record is from the annotation of a GenBank genome assembly.